This is a messenger RNA of Phyllostomus discolor (pale spear-nosed bat), 5988 nucleotides long. It is a transcript of the gene SEMA5A, whose product is annotated as semaphorin 5A. Gene Ontology annotation, molecular function: chemorepellent activity; semaphorin receptor binding. The record is from RefSeq and is a predicted model, not a curated record. Gene Ontology annotation, biological process: axon guidance; axon extension; semaphorin-plexin signaling pathway. NCBI's taxonomy places the organism in Eukaryota, Metazoa, Chordata, Mammalia, Chiroptera, Phyllostomidae. The transcript is spliced from 23 exons. The coding region runs from base 654 to 3875 and encodes 1073 amino acids.
CGCAGCUCUACUCGCUGGGAAGGCGGCGCCGGCGGCGGCUGCUGUAGCUGCGCCCUCUCCCUUGUGCUGCUCUCCCGCAGCGGGUGGGCUCCGCGACCCCCGACCGGCUGCGGCCCCUGCCGGGCGGCGGCCCCCAGACUUCACCUCCCCUCUAAGGGGACAUCCCGGUCCUUGUGGCCCAUCCCGGGGGCUUCCCUGCGGAGCUCGUUCGGGCACCCAACUUUGCCUCGUUGCCUGUCGCCCCCACUGUGAAAGAACCUGCUUCACCCCCAGGCCAGCUGCGCUCUAGGGAACGGUGAACCUGCCGCUUAAGUGGCGCCGCCAGCCCGGAGGGUAGCAAGUCGGGUGCUGCUCUAGGAAAGUGGCGGGGGCGGUGGUGGCUGCUGCCUCGACUUCCCUCGUCGGUCACUGAAGAGGACGCUCAGAUCUCUCCGGGGUUCCAGGCGCUGGAUGACUGGUACGAGGAGCGCGCAUCGCACCUGUGUCAGUGUGUGAGAGCUGGGCUUGAGAGUGCAGAUGGCUGUGGAUUUUUAGUGUGAUACAUGAUCGAAGAAACGCUCCAAGCUUUUCCUCCUUGGCACUUUUCCCACAUGACGGGAAGGCGAGCUUCUGGUUAGAAGGCAAGUGUGCAGAGUUGGACCCUCCUGCCCACCAUGAAGGGAACCUGUGUCAUUGCGUGGCUCUUCUCCAGCCUGGGCUGGUGGAGACUCGCCCAGCCUGAAACAGACGCCUCUCAGUGCCAGAGAGCAGAGCACCCAGUCAUUUCCUAUAAAGAAAUUGGCCCCUGGUUACGGGAGUUCAGAGCGAAGGAUGCUGUGGAUUUCUCGCAGUUAACAUUUGACCCAGGACAGAAAGAACUUGUUGUAGGAGCAAGAAACUACCUCUUCAGGUUACAGCUUGAGGAUUUGUCUCUGAUCCAGGCUGUGGAGUGGGAGUGUGAUGAAGCGACCAAGAAGGCCUGCUACAGUAAGGGCAAGUCGGAGAAUGAGUGUCAGAACUACAUCCGGGUGCUUUUGGUGGGCGGCAACCGGUUGUUUACCUGUGGAACCAAUGCUUUCACACCUGUCUGCACCAACCGCACGCUGAAUAACCUGACCGAGAUCCAUGAUCAGAUCAGCGGCAUGGCCCGCUGUCCCUACAGUCCCCAGCACAAUUCCACGGCUCUCCUCACAGCCAGUGGGGAGCUGUACGCUGCCACAGCCAUGGAUUUCCCGGGACGCGACCCAGCCAUUUACCGAAGUCUGGGCGUCUUGCCGCCUCUCCGCACGGCCCAGUACAACUCCAAGUGGCUCAAUGAGCCAAACUUCGUGUCCUCUUACGACAUUGGGAAUUUCACCUACUUCUUUUUCCGAGAAAAUGCGGUGGAGCAUGACUGUGGGAAGACCGUGUUCUCCAGAGCUGCCCGGGUCUGCAAGAACGACAUUGGGGGGCGGUUCCUGCUGGAGGACACCUGGACCACGUUCAUGAAGGCCCGCCUGAACUGCUCCCGCCCCGGCGAGGUCCCCUUCUACUACAACGAGCUGCAGAGCACGUUCUUCCUGCCCGAGCUGGACUUGAUCUACGGCAUCUUUACCACCAAUGUGAACAGCAUCGCUGCCUCGGCCGUGUGCGUCUUCAACCUGAGCGCCGUCUCGCAGGCCUUUAACGGGCCCUUCAAGUACCAGGAGAACUCACGCUCCGCCUGGCUGCCGUAUCCCAACCCCAACCCCAACUUCCAGUGUGGCACGGUGGACCAGGGAAUGUACGUGAACCUGACAGAACGGAACCUGCAGGAUGCUCAGAAGUUCAUACUGAUGCAUGAAGUGGUGCAGCCAGUGACCCCAGUGCCCUCCUUCAUGGAGGACAAUAGCCGCUUUUCCCACGUAGCCGUCGACCUGGUGCAGGGCAGGGACGCCCUCAUCCACACCAUCUACUUGGCCACAGAUUACGGCACCAUCAAAAAGGUGCGGGCGCCCCUGACCCAGAGCUCGGGCAGCUGUGUGCUGGAAGAAAUCGAACUCUUCCCUGAAAGGCGCAGGGAGCCCAUCAGGAGCCUGCAGAUCCUCCACAGCCAGAGCGUCCUGUUCGUGGGCCUGCGGGAGCAUGUAGCCAAGAUCCAGCUGAAGAGGUGCCAGUUCCACCGCACGCGCAGUGCCUGCAUCGGGGCCCAGGACCCUUACUGUGGCUGGGACGCAGUGACGAAGAAAUGCACCAGCCUGGAGGAGAGCCUGAGCAUGACUCAGUGGGAGCAGACCAUCGCCGCCUGUCCUACAAGGAAUCUCACUGUGGAUGGGCACUUUGGCAUGUGGUCCCCGUGGAUGCCCUGCACGCACACAGAUGGCAGCGCCGUGGGAACCUGCCUCUGUCGCACUCGCUCCUGUGACAGCCCACCCCCGCAGUGUGGCGGCUGGCAGUGCACAGGCCCCCGCAUGGAGAUCACCAACUGUUCCAGGAACGGAGGCUGGACCCCCUGGACCUCUUGGUCUCCCUGCAGCACCACCUGCGGGAUCGGCUUCCAGGUGCGCCAGCGCUCUUGCAGCAACCCCACACCCCGGCACGGCGGCCGGGUGUGUGUGGGGCAGAACCGCGAGGAAAGAUACUGCAAUGAGCAUCUGCUGUGCCCCCCGCACAUGUUCUGGACAGGCUGGGGUCCUUGGGAACGGUGCACAGCCCAGUGCGGGGGCGGCAUUCAAGCUCGCCGCAGGACUUGCGAAAACGGGCCCGACUGCGUGGGCUGCAAUGUGGAGUACCAGCCCUGUAAUACCAACUCAUGCCCUGAGCUGAAGAAAACCACGCCCUGGACACCCUGGACACCCGUCAACAUCUCUGACAAUGGAGGCCACUAUGAGCAGCGCUUUAGAUACACAUGCAAAGCCCGCCUGCCUGACCCAAAUUUGCUGGAAGUAGGAAGACAGAGAAUUGAAAUGCGGUACUGCUCUAGCGAUGGAACCAGCGGCUGCUCCACGGAUGGCCUCUCCGGUGAUUUCCUGCGUGCUGGGAGGUACUCGGCGCACACCGUCAACGGGGCUUGGUCAGCCUGGACGUCGUGGUCACAGUGCAGCCGCGACUGCAGCAGGGGCAUUCGGAACCGGAAGCGUGUUUGCAACAACCCUGAGCCCAAGUACGGGGGCAUGCCCUGCCUGGGCCCGUCCCUGGAAUACCAGGAAUGCAACAUAUUGCCCUGCCCAGUGGAUGGCGUGUGGUCUUGCUGGUCCCCCUGGUCAAAAUGCUCGGCGACCUGUGGCGGCGGACACUACAUGAGGACCCGCUCGUGCACAAACCCAGCCCCAGCCUACGGCGGGGACAUCUGCCUGGGGCUGCACACGGAAGAGGCUCUCUGCAACACGCAGCCCUGCCCUGAGAUGUGGUCGGAGUGGUCAGACUGGUCUGAGUGUGACGUGUCUGGAGUCCAGGUCCGCGCCCGCCAGUGCGUCCUCCUGUUCCCUGUGGGCAGCCAGUGUUCGGGGAACACCACGGAGAGCCGGCCGUGCGUCUUUGACUCCAAUUUCAUCCCAGAAGUAUCUGUGGCAAGAUCCAGUAGUGUAGAAGAGAAAAGGUGUGGAGAGUUCAACAUGUUCCACAUGGUCGCUGUGGGGCUGAGCAGCUCCAUCCUGGGCUGCCUUCUCACGCUCCUUGUCUACACCUACUGCCAGCGGUACCAACAGCAAUCCCACGAUGCCACUGUCAUCCACCCCAUCGCGCCUGCCCCUCUCAACACCAGCAUAACGAACCACAUCAACAAACUGGACAAGUACGACUCGGUGGAGGCCAUCAAGGCAUUUAAUAAAAACAACUUGAUCCUAGAGGAAAGAAACAAGUAUUUCAACCCGCAUCUUACCGGGAAGACUUACUCUAACGCCUACUUUACAGAUCUCAAUAAUUAUGAUGAGUACUAAUAGUUCUUAUAUUUUUGGCUUCUUGAAAUUCCCCAGUUCCUCAAGGCCUGUGCUCCAUGACUGCCCAUGUUUCCAAGACUUCAGAGAUGAAGUUUGGAUACAUUUCAAGUGCAUUUCAAGCCACAAGUGUCCCAUUGCUGCCAAAAAUAGAUGUCCUUAAAAGCAACAAAAAUCUAAAUAUGACAUUGUGAAAAUCUGGUCUAUAAUACUUGGUCAUAUUGUUGAAUGAGCCACAAUGUGGAGUUUCUUAUUGUGCUCAGUCCGUUUUUUUUAACAAGUCUGUUGUUUCCUUGAGCUUUUUAAUAAUUGUGCCACCCGCACGGGAAGGAGACUCUAGAAAGAGGAGCCUCUUCUUGCUCUGGAGCAUAAAUCUUCACGAUGUUCUCAUUCAAGAAAAUAGUCACUUUUUAUGAGUGAGCCCCCUACACACACACACACACACACACACACACACACACACAUAAGGAGUGUUUAGGUCCACGGUAUUGAUAAAAUGAAGAAUAUGAAUGUGGCCACACAGUGACUCCCGUGAAGCUCCCAUCUUCCCCGUCUGGAGGCUACUGUGGAAUUCUAGGGAGCAACUUGUGUGUUUGGACAGGGAAUGAUUCGUGCCGGAGGAAGCCCAGGAUGCAACCUGGUUUGCAUCUGCAGAGGUGAUUAUAUGGGGUCUGAGACACCCCAUCCUUGGUCCUGAUGCGGUUCCUGUGUCACCACUCGGGGAGGUAAGCGGAAAGACGAGAGGCACAGACACAGUGAAGGGGAGAUUGUUCUGCAGGUUGCUGCGAAACCAGCCUUAUUUCUGACUUUUGGAUUUCAUGGCAUUCCAGGGAGCUCCUGGCCACACAGUUGGCCUGGAUGCCCACCUGUCUGGUCCAUCGUAACGUCCUGAAGAGCCAGUGUGUAAAAUAAUGACUUGUGUAGCAUUUGGAUAGACCCUACACUUCCUCUCUCCCUGUGAAGAAAACACCUUGGACACUAACGAUGCCCCUGAAGACAGUAUUGAAAGUACUAAAAUAUAAUUGUAAGAAACUUUUUUAAAAUGUCCCAUGUUGAUGGAAAGUAUUGAAAGAACUAACGUUGAUUCUCCAUCUCCCUGACUGAACUGACGUCUGGUGAUCGGCCCCUACCAAGAGCAUUAAUGAUGUGUGAAGCUUGCUUUCUGCUGCCCGUUGCUGUGCUUAGUGAGCUGCUCCCCCUGUUCCCAGGUGGCAUUGCCGCCCCUGGGUCAGGUGAGGGGCAGAUGUUUAGCUCUGGUGCCUUUUGGUUUUAACCUAGUGUUGCCUUCCCGUCCACUCACUCCCACGUCUCCCUGCAUGGAGGCCACAGUGUUUCAACAUGUAGCUUGAGAAAUCGGGGUACCCGGAAGUAAGGUUUUUAAUUAUUGUUGUGUUUCUGAGCAUUUCAGGGUAUUAUACAAUUCAUAGUGGUCCCCAGUAGGGAAAAAAAAGGAUAAAUUAUUCACCAACAGCUAACAGGUGACGUGACAGUUGGUUGGAUAAUCAUUGAAAGUAGAAACAAGAUUGAAAGAAUUCAUCUAAUGCCAAGGGCAUUGUGAUAAAGGCCUUGCGUGGACUUUGAAAUGUGUUUUUAUUGACCCAUGAACAUUCAGAUCUUUGAAAAUAUAUAAUGUGGGCAUUGGCAAACAUGGACUUAUUAGCAUAUGUGUGUUUUUACCCUACCCCAUUUACAGGAAUAGUUUCAAAAAGUGUUGGGAAAACCCUAUGUUUAGUAAUACUGAGUUCCAAAUAUCCUCACAUCCCCAGAUUUGCAGAAAUGGCUCUACAGAAAUUAAGAUUUCAGUAGCAGGCGGGCUCCGGGAGGCCUGGUAGAGUGCAGACGAGCGGUGUGUGUGGGGUCUUCGUGUGGGGGUCCGGGUCGCAUCGCCUCAUCCCUGUGUGCUGCCUGGGAUUGCGCUGUCUGUGCGGAGAGUCUGCAGUGAAGCCAGCUGGUUUCCUGAUUUUAACUGGAUGCUUCAACCCAGCUCAUCACUUUCCUAUAAGAAAAAUGUCCUCACCAUGUAUCACGUUAGCUGCUUUUUUGAAUCCCUCCCCCCCAAACUUUCUGAGCUUAAAAGUUUAUUCUAUUUCCCCAAGGAAAGAAGAAACUAAUAUUU